CAAUACGACGCCAAUAUUUGCCAAGUCGCGCGAUGGACCAAGUGACGUUGACGUUCGAGGAGCUCUCGAUCUUGAACGAGCGCAAGGAAGAGAUCAAGCGCGACCACCUCGAGUACCUCGAUGCCCACCCGGAGCUCAAGACGCUCAUGAGCUCCUUCAUGUGCGCUGUCCUUAUGGAAAAGCCAGCCGACGUCGUCGCGUUCGCCAAGGCCCACUUUGACGCGCUCGCGCCCAUGAAGAUCGCGCCGGCGCCGCUCGUCAUCGCCGGUCCGUCGGGCGUGGGCAAGGGCACGCUCAUCAACCGCCUCAUGGCCAAGUACCCGGAGCUCUUUGGCUUCUCGGUGAGCCACACGACGCGUGGCCCGCGUGAAGGCGAGAUCAACGGUGUCGCCUAUCACUUCGUCACGAUCGACGAGUUUGACGGCCAAGUCGCCAAGAACGCCUUCCUCGAGCACGCCAACGUCCACGGCAACCGAUAUGGCACGAGCAAAUUUGCUGUCGAGCACGUGCAAGCUCAGGAGAAGAUUUGCAUCCUGGACAUUGACGUUCAGGGCGUGCGCCAGGUCCAGGGCGCCCAGCUCAAGAAGGUCAACUACCUCUUCGUCGCGCCGCCGUCGAUGGCCGACCUCGAGAAGCGCCUGCGUGGCCGUGGCACGGAGACCGAGGACAAGAUCAAGAUCCGGCUUGCGAACGCCAAGGGCGAGGUCGACUUUGCCGGCGAAGGCCACUUUGACAAGGUCCUCGUCAAUAACGACCUUGACGACGCGUUCGCGGAGCUCGAAGAGACGCUCUUCAAGUGGUACCCCGAGGUCCGCUUCCAGCAGUAGACCGACUAGAUUGCAUAUACUACGCUUCGACUAACACCUAAUAUAAUGGUGCAUGACGGACGACCCUUG
This is a messenger RNA of Saprolegnia parasitica CBS 223.65, 896 nucleotides long. RefSeq lists its product as hypothetical. Gene Ontology annotation, molecular function: GMP kinase activity. The record is from RefSeq and is a predicted model, not a curated record. Bases 33 to 827 code for a protein of 264 amino acids. Gene Ontology annotation, biological process: purine nucleotide metabolic process. Lineage: Eukaryota; Oomycota; Saprolegniomycetes; Saprolegniales; Saprolegniaceae. The transcript is spliced from 5 exons. Gene Ontology annotation, cellular component: cytosol.